AUGAACGACUUUGGAAAGAUUCCGUUGACGAGGAUGGAGGAUUGCAUGAACCUCUGCGCGGCGCUCGCCGUCACGACGCAGAGCGUCGACGGGCCGUGUGUCGGCGUCGCGUGGGUCACAGCAGGGAAGCAGGGAACAGAUGAGAACUACUGUUGGCUCAAGGGCGCCCAGGGCUCGCCAGAUCCAAAGGCUAAUGUUGAGGCAGCAUGGAUUGUCAGGUAG
Molecule: messenger RNA, 222 nt
Organism: Colletotrichum spaethianum
Lineage: Eukaryota; Fungi; Ascomycota; Sordariomycetes; Glomerellales; Glomerellaceae
Exons: 1
Coding region: 1-222 (73 amino acids)
Source: RefSeq, a predicted model, not a curated record